Uranotaenia lowii is the source of this 4625-nucleotide messenger RNA. Its product is annotated as thyroid receptor-interacting protein 11-like. The transcript is spliced from 7 exons. The record is from RefSeq and is a predicted model, not a curated record. Gene Ontology annotation, biological process: endoplasmic reticulum to Golgi vesicle-mediated transport; Golgi organization. NCBI's taxonomy places the organism in Eukaryota, Metazoa, Arthropoda, Insecta, Diptera, Culicidae. Bases 231 to 4268 code for a protein of 1345 amino acids. Gene Ontology annotation, cellular component: Golgi apparatus. Gene Ontology annotation, molecular function: small GTPase binding.
GAAUUUCGAUAUCGACGCAAUCGGUUGAAAAUUUUCUGCAAAAUUUUCCAUGUUUUCAGUGUUUUAUGUUUUGUUUUUCGGUUUAUCCUAAAGAUAAACGUUUUCUCAAAGUCGGUAUGGUGUCAGUUUUACAUUAGACAUAAAUUUCACGGCGCAAAUCGUGCUUCUACGUCGGGAAAAAUUGGAUACGAAACAAUCUGGUGAAAUUCUAAAACGCAAAGAGUGCAACAAUGUCUUGGCUAAAGUUAAACGAUAGUCUUAAUAAAGUUAAGGGACAAAUAACCAGCUUCGCCCAAGAAGUGCUGGCCGAAGGAAUAGUCCGUGAGAAUGAAGAUGGUGAAGAUGACGGACAGGAGCAAGAAUCGGAACCUGCGAAUCAGGUUCGGGAUAUUGGGCAAGCCAAACAGCGGAUCAGUGAACUAACGGGACUUUGUGCGACGCAGGAUCAAGAGAUUGCAACACUUCGCAAACAAAUUGCAGAAUAUCAGCAACAGCUCCAGAACCAAUCGGCAGUGAAACAUUUGCCGUCACCAUCGCCAUUGCCGCCGCCACCAGCCGGAGAGUCUUCCACUACCGGUUUCAAGCUAGGGGUCGAUCAACAUGCCGUGCCAUCGACGUCGUCCAGUACAGCUUCUGCGGCCCCGGCACCAGUGGCGACCCUCGAGGACAGCUGGUUCUGGGAUCCGGAGCAGAACGUUUCCUCCACCACAUCGACGGCGAGCAGUUCGUCGAAGAAGGGUGACGAAAAUGAUUCGCCCCGAUCAGGGGGCGCACCGGAUCUGACCACCAUCCCGUUGGAGGCGCCUGCUUCGGAAGCGGAAAUUAUCGAACGGUUACAGCGACUAGUAACCGAUCAACGGCAGCAGAUUAAGAAGCAACAGCUGGAAAAUGCCCUGCUCGGUGAGAAACUGAUCCAGGUUACUGGAGAAAACAAAGAGCUCAACGAAAAUAUCGAGGAACUUGAUCGACAACACGAGAUGGUAGUCGAAAAUUUGAUCGAAACUAAGAAAGGUUUGCAGGAUAAAAUCGCCAGACUCGAGGAAGCCUUGAGAGUUAAAGAAGGCGAAGCAACUGUGGGCAAAGAGUUGGACGAAUUGAAGAAAAAAUACGACAAGUUGGAACAAUGCUAUACAGAUUCGUGCCAGGAAACAGUUCGACUCAAAGCGGAACUCGAGAGAAUCGUGGUGGAAAACGUGGACUCAGUGGCUGGUUUCGAAACAGAAAUCGAAGAUCUCAAGCAAACGCUGCAAGAUUUUGAACAACAAUCACAAAAAGCAAUGGAUACAGCAGAUCAAAUGAUUAAUAAAUUAACAGCCGAAAAAGUGGAUCUUGAUGAAAGGUUAUCGACGCUUAAGGACGAAAACGAACAAGUUCUUAAAAACCUGUCAGAAAUGGAAGACAAAAACAAGCUUCUUGAACAGGCUGCAAAAGAACACGAAAUUGUUCAACGGGAGCUCGCUGAGCUGAAGCGUAAAUCGGAAGAAGAGGAGUUCGUCGCUUUGCAGCGUGAAGGUCAAUCAGAGCUGGAAGAAGCGCUUCGAAGGAACCAGGAGCUAAUUGAAGAAAUGGAACGAUGGAAAAACGAUUGCGAUCGUUUACAGGAGGAUAAUUUAAACCUUCAGAAGCUUGAAAAACAACUACAAAGCCAACUUCAAGAGAAGAACGGAAUUAUCGCCAAUGUCAAUCAACAAGCUCCUCUAGCAGAAGAAUCCCAGCUUCAGAUUCAGCAACUCCAGCAAGAAGUUGGUGCCUUGCAAAACGAGCUCCGUAGUGUGAUCAUCGACAACUCCGUACAGAUGGAUGCAAAGGAGAAGGAAUGGCAGGAAAAGUUGAACUUCUUGAAAGCAGAAAAUUCUCGCAUUCAGCACAGCAAAGACACAUUGGAAGCAGACCUGAUUCAAUACGAAAAAGAAUGUUCGAGCUUGCUGAAAAACAAUGAUCAUCUGCUAGCGGAGUUGGAGAACUUAAAGCUCAAAAAAUUGGAAACAAUCAACGAAAAUGCUGAGGAUAGCAUUGUGAUCCUGGAGAAACAAUUGGAAGAUUGCGGUCUUAUGAACAAGAGUUUAGAGGCGGAAUAUCGGGAAGUAAAUAAAAAAUUGGAAGAAGUUAUGGAGGAAAGAGAGGAAUUGGAAACCAAGGUGGAGCAGCUUAAGAAUGAUCUGGUCGAUAAAACGAAUGUCAUAAAAAAUAUGAAAAUGACAAUUGAGAAUUUAGAAGUGGAAAAAAGUAAUUUGCUUUUCGAAAUUAAUGAAGCGCAAUCCAAGGACCAACAUCAAGAACAAAAUGAUGUAAUCGAAAGUUACAAAUUAGAAACUGAAAAACUGAAGGCCCAAUUAACAACAAUCAAUGAGGACCACGCUAGUCUUGUUCUGAAAUUAAAACAGCUUCAACAGAGUUCCGUGGAAAAUAUUAAAAGUUUGACAACGGAAAUUUCUGAUGCUAGAAAACAACUGGAAACAAAAGAAUCUGUGAUCCAACAAUUGAAAUCUGAUAUUAACAGCAUGAAAAUCAAUCAGCAAGCUUCCGAUGAACACAAGAUCAAAGAACUGCAGGACAGACUUGAAGCAGAAUCCGUUCAAAGCUAUAGCUUAGCAACCGAAAAGGACGAAGCCUUAGGGAAAUUAACACAACUUGAGAGUGUUUACAAUGCUUUAAAAGGGGAAUACGAUGACCAUUGUCGGAGUUGUACCCAAAAGAUUGAAGAACUGAAUCAAACUGUUGAGUCCCUUAACCAACAGAAAGAAAACCUAGUCCAAUUGAUAACCACAAAGCACAACGAAAGCGUUCAGUAUCACGCCGAAAUUCAACGGCUCAAUCAACUGCUACAGGUGGAAUUAGCCAGCAAGAAUGAACAACAGACCCCAGCAGAGUGUGUGGAGUGCGCUACACUGCGAGAACGAUUGUCGGCAUCCGAAAGCCAAGCAAAGAAACUGGAAGACUACGAAAAACUGACCGAUCAAGUUCAGUUCCUGAGGGAAAAAUCCGACAUUCUUACCAACAAUCUACUGAUCGAACAGAACAAUCAGAAACUGCUGCAGCAGGAGAAGCUGGACAUUGUCGAACAGAGGAACAGCUUGGAGAAGGACCUGCAGCGACUGCGGGAGCAUCUUAUGGAGAUCGAGGAAGCACACACGACCGAAACCGUUGAGCUGCAACAGAAGUACACCGAAACGCGAAACAAACUACAGGCCCUGGAGGAAGAAGUCAAAAAGUCCACGAACGCGAUGACUUCUGCAAGCAUUCGGGCGAAUCAGCACGCUGAAACUCUGCAGGCGCAGUAUCAACUGCUGCAGCAGCAACGCGAUGAGCUGCUGGCCAAGCUGGGGGCGGCCGAUGACCGGGACUACAAGAACCAGGCUUCGCUGACCAAUCUGCAGUGCGCGCUGGAGCAGUUUCAGAUCAAUAAGGACCGGGACAUCGAACUUGCAACAACUGCAAUACGGAACGAGCUAGAGCAAACGAAUGCACGAGAAAACGCCCUUAAAGCGGACAUCCGGCAAUUGCAGCAACAACUGGCGGACGCUAAGAAUGGUCUCCUGGCGGCGGCCCGAAUAUCGGACCAGCUCGAGAUUGCCCAAGUAACAGUGGCCUCGCUCAAAGACGAUUUGGCCAAAAGUACGGAAAAGUAUGCGACCCUCGAGAAUCGACUGCGUUUGACGGAAGCCAGUCAGGCAGAUAAGGUUGAAAAAUCCUUGGUCAAGAAUCUGGUGAUUGGAUACGUUGUAGCGCCGCAUCAGAACGAUAAACAGCAGAUACUGAAACUGAUUUCAGCUGUUCUAACCAUGGACCAGACCGAGUGCAAUAAGGUUGGCUUAAAUCGGGGAACUGCCGGGGGAUGGUUCAAUACUAUUCUGGGUGGAUCAGCUGGCACAGGAACUGGAGGUAACGCAUACAACAAGGAAAGUUUAUCGGAAGCUUUCGUUAAAUUCUUAGAGAAGGAAUCCGCACCUCAAUCGGUCAAUAGCUCCGGUUCCAGUUUGCUCAAUAUCAUGCAGUCCCAGCAGUCAACCAACAGUAGAACAACGACUCCCACCGAGCAGCAGCAGCAGCACGCGCCAUCGACAGAUCGACAUUCACAAGCAUUUUCAACUAAUUCAAACGUUCCCCUUCAAAUACCGCAACCGGUGAUGGUCCGUAACGACCCACAGCAGCAACAACAGGCACCAUUUCCGGUGCAACCCAUUCUGCUGGGCAGCGAAAGCACCAUCUCAUUCCCCACACCUCGAAGUUCCAGUGCGAUACUGAAGGACAUUCUGAGUGAUUCUUGAUUUUUCGAACUGUAGGAUAGUUGUUAACACCGUGAUGAAGAAAAAACUUUCAAACGGGAUCAACUUAUCCUAUAGGCAAAAUAUUAUGUACAUAGAAGAAUUUUAGUUUCCUUUAUGUUUUGUUGUUAUCGAUAGAAUUAAAAUGCUACUGUGCAAUGAAAAAAAAAAUGCCACAGAACAUAAUACAGUGGACGCUUGUAACUAAAUUGCAUUGAUGAAAAGGGAAGACGAACGUAAAACAGUCACUAGUUGUUGGAAAAUUAUUAUGAAAGAAGAAGCAAAAACGUACUCUGAUAACCGUAAGGUUUAACGGCUAAAUUAUCCUAUUAUAUGAAAAAUAUAUGAAACAAAAAUAAA